Eupeodes corollae is the source of this 1253-nucleotide messenger RNA. Its product is annotated as jerky protein homolog-like. Gene Ontology annotation, molecular function: nucleic acid binding. Bases 630 to 1253 code for a protein of 207 amino acids. The transcript has 2 exons. The record is from RefSeq and is a predicted model, not a curated record. Lineage: Eukaryota; Metazoa; Arthropoda; Insecta; Diptera; Syrphidae.
UUCAUUUAACGCGAGUGAUGGAUGGAUUAAUAAUUUCAAAGCUAGAUUUGGAGUUCGGCUUCUAGCAAUCAGUGGAGAAAAACUGAGCUCUAAUAAAGACGCUGUCCUGCCCUUUAAACAGAAAUUAAAGAAGACUAUGGCCGACUUCGGUAUCAGCCGACAACAAUUGUAUAAUGACGAUGAAAGUGGCCUAUUUUGGAGAAUGAUCCCAAGCAAAACAUUUGUCCACUCUGGUGAAAGAUGAGCUCCCGGACGAAAAAUUGCAAAAGAUCGCUUUACAUUUUUGGUAUGCACGAACAGCACUGGUGAGCACAAGUUAAAACUUCUGACCAUUAGAAAGACAAAAAAUCCCAGGUGCUUCAAGAAUUUUAGGCCUCCAAUGACAUACACCAACUCAAAGACUGCAUGGAUGACAAAAGAAAUUUUUAAAAACUGGUUUCAUUCAGAAUUUGUUCCACAGGUACUAGUUAUGAUUUAAAAACUAAGUUUGCGAUCUUAGAUCUCUUUAAAAGGUACGGGAGUUUAUGAAGAAUAAUAACCUUUCAAAAAAGGCAUUGCUUAUUCUUGAUAAUGCCCCAAGUCAUCCACCUGAAAAUGAACUUUAAAGCGAUGAUGGCUGCAUUCGGACAAUGUUCAUGCCUCCAAAUGCAACACCACUUAUUCAACCAAUGGAUCAAAAUGUAAUAAGGCUCACAAAGUUGCACUACCGAACAAGCCUUUUGUCAGAUGUUAUCUCUAAAGGGCGAGAUGUUGAAAAGAUGUUGAAAAAAUUUAAUUUACGUGACGCUCUGACAUGCCUUCAAGGAGCUUGGGACAAACUUACACCGGAAGUUAUUGAAAAGUGUUGGCAUGAACUGUUUGCAUAUGAAGCUGUUUCUAGUGACGAGGACGAAGAUGUCCCUCUUGCUGUACUACAACAAAGAAUGCCACUGGAGGAAAUAAACCAGGUUUCAACCACAGCACUGAGUAUGCUACAAGAAGUUUUUCCUGACGUUCCAUGUUCCUCUAACGAUAUAAGAGAAUGGAAUGAAGAUGUAGUUCAGCUGCCUUCUGAUGAAGAAGAACUUUCCUCAGAAGAUAGUGUAGUCGAGGUUAUAGAAGCAAUUAAACCAGCAGAGGCCAUUUCAGCUAUCAACACCAGCCUGAAGUUUGCAGAGCAAUGUGAGGCCGAUGUAUCGACACUUUUAAGCUUAAGAAAUUUACGAGAGAAAGCAAAACCGAGACUUCUUUCUUCCGGGCGACAGUCUACAUAA